This is a messenger RNA of Pecten maximus, 554 nucleotides long. Its product is annotated as metallothionein 10-Ia-like. The transcript is spliced from 3 exons. Gene Ontology annotation, molecular function: metal ion binding. The record is from RefSeq and is a predicted model, not a curated record. The coding region runs from base 108 to 332 and encodes 74 amino acids. NCBI's taxonomy places the organism in Eukaryota, Metazoa, Mollusca, Bivalvia, Pectinida, Pectinidae.
GAUUCCCAUUUGAUAUAAGUAGGUUGUCACGUUUUCACUACAUCAUACUCAAAACAUAUUUACAAACAGUUCCACGUCGAUUUAGCAGGAAAUAUAUCUGGUCUAGGAUGUCUGACGGUGCCGCCAUCUGCCUAUUGGAGGAAUGUUACAAGGAAACAUGCUGCGAUACUACCGGCUGUGAAUGUGAUGGAACAUGCCAAUGUCCAACGUGUGGAGUUAGAUGCUAUUGUUCUGGACCAUGUACUUGCGGUAUAGGAUGCACAGGAUUUUCCGAUUGCAAGUGUGCUGUUGGCGCCUGUGGCUGCAGACCGACAAACUCCGCUAAACCUUAGCCAGAGGACCAUUGUCAUCAUUCAGUGUUAAUUUGUUGUCAUACAGUCGUUUUGUGGACAGUGUUCUUGUUCUACUCAACAUUUUACUUCAUCUUAAGAACAUUUAAUGUCUUGUUAGAAAAAUCAAAUGAUCAAACUAGUAUUUCCGAAUCUCCGGAAUUCGUUGUUGUUGUAAAUAUUUAAUUUGUUAUCAUGUAAUAAACAUAUUAUAAUGCUUUGUAA